Messenger RNA from Malus domestica (apple), 1158 nucleotides. RefSeq names its product CASP-like protein 5A2. The record is from RefSeq and is a predicted model, not a curated record. Gene Ontology annotation, cellular component: plasma membrane. Lineage: Eukaryota; Viridiplantae; Streptophyta; Magnoliopsida; Rosales; Rosaceae.
AAUCUCUUUUGAUUCACCCGUCAUGUCAUAACACAGCGCAAAGUCGCUCGCAGCUUCUUACCCUGAGAAGACCUGAGAUAAGCCCCCAUUUGAUCUCCUGGUUCUCCAUCUUCCACCCCGAUUUAUCAACAAGUUUCUACUCCCACAACCCCGCCGAACCCAGAUCCCGCAACCACCGCGCUCCUUCGAUUUACCCCCAGCUCCGAUCCACCAUCGUUGACUGAUUAACGACGAUGGUUCGGUCCAAUUGAAGACCCAGGAGGAGAUGAACGUGAGCCAUGGGUCGGUUCACCCAGUUGAAGAUGUACCCACCACAGACGGCGCCGGCCCGAACCCACCCCGGGUCCGAAUGAAGGAUCUUCCUGGCAUGCCCGGCACCCCGGGCGGCCUCGUCUUGCGCCUCGCCCAGUUCUUCUUCUCCGCCGCCUCGCUCGUCGUCAUGGCCACCACCUCUGACUUCCCCUCCGUCACUGCGUUUUGCUACCUUGUUGCAGCUACUGGUUUGCAGUGUUUGUGGAGCUUCUCGUUGGGCGUUGUUGACGUUUAUGCCCUUCUAGUUGGGCGUUCCUUGCAGAACCAUCGAGUUGUGUGUUUGUUCACCCUUGGUGAUGGGGUGACAUCCACUCUUACAUUUGCUGCAGCUUGUGCUUCUGCAGGCAUCACAGUUCUUAUUGACAAUGAUCUUAGCAGCUGUGCCCACAACCAUUGUGCCCAAUUUGAAACAGCUACAGCGAUGGCUUUCAUAUCCUGGUUCGCUGUGUUACCAUCUUUUCUCUUGAAUUUCUGGUCACUGGCAUCUCGAUGAAUGCGUGUAUGGUGAAAAAACACUCGAGAAGAGGAUGAUAACAUGGCCAUGUUCGAAUGCUAGCCAAGCUUAUUGUGUUUUGCAUGAUUUUUCUUGCCUGUCAUGUACUGCAAUGUGCUUUGAUUGAAACUUGUAGUUUUGUGUGUAUAGUUGCUUUGACAUCAAAUAUUCGGGGUCGUGAAUGUGGGUUGGUUAGUUAUCUUGUCUACGAGGAGGUUGAAUUGUUUCGAUAAUUCAACUUGUAUUGUGGUGAACAACUAAACGUUUACAUGAAGUUUGAAGAGAUGUAUGUUUUCAUGUUCUAAUAGAUUCUGCUCUGCCAUCAAACUCUUGAUGCGCCUUUCUUUCCGUUC